UGUAGGAAGAAACAAAGACGACGACUUUGACCUUUACGGUGGUCCGCUCCACAGACGCAUCUUUCUCUUUCUAUCCCACAGACGCAGAUCGGACGAACUCUGAACCCGAUCGGACGGCCUGGUUCUUGUUUUUUUUUUUUGCUUCAUCGCGAUCUCCGUAUUCGGAUUUUUGCGAACAAUUCUUGUUCUUACCCGGUACUGCUACCAGUAAUCCACCACCCUCAUUACGCAGGUAGGAAAUGGAUGUCGACAAUUGGCGCUGGGGAUUGGCCUAUGAUCAGUGGGUGGCACUGCCGGUGUCUAGUUCUCGACCGCCAGCUCGUUAUAAGCAUGCUGCAGCUGUAGUUGAUCAGAAACUGUACAUUGUCGGUGGAAGCCGUAAUGGCCGGUAUCUCUCUGAUGUGCAGGUCUUGGACCUUAGCAAUUUGUCCUGGUCCAGUCUUAAACUUCAAAUAAAUUCUAGUGCUGAGAAUUCUGAAGGCAAUGGUGCACCGGAGGCCCUUCCACCUAUCGCAGGGCAUAGCAUGGUCAAAUGGGAGAAGAAACUUGUCAUGCUGGGUGGAAAUUUGAAAGGAUCAUCUGAUAGAAUUUUGGUUCAUUGCAUUGAUCUAGAAACAGACAUAUGGAGCAUUAUGGAGACGUUUGGAGAAGUUCCGACUGCUCGUGCUGGACAUUCAGCAACACUUUUUGGUUCCAAAAUCAUAAUGUUCGGUGGUGAAGAUGAAAGCCGGAGUCUUCUAAAUGACAUCUAUGUUCUUGAUUUAGAGACGUGGACCUGGGAUGUACUGGAGACAAAGCAGACACCACCACCUCCAAGAUUUGAUCAUACAGCAGCAAUGCACGCAGAACACUACCUCCUAGUUUUUGGCGGUUGUUCUCACUCAGCCUUUUUUAGUGAUCUUCAUGUGCUGGAUUUUCGAACUAUGGAGUGGUCCCAGCCAGAAUUACAGGGUGAUUUGGUGACUCCCAGGGCUGGCCAUGCUGGUAUAACCAUUGGCGAGAACUGGUAUAUAGUCGGUGGUGGUGAUAAUAAAAAUGGUUGCCCAGAAACAAUUGUGCUUAAUAUGUCUAAGCUUUCUUGGUUAGCUUUGACAAGCGUAAAGCAAAGAGAACCCCUUGCUAGUGAGGGAAUCAGUAUCAGUUUGGCUACAAUUGAACAAGAAAAAUAUCUGGUUGCAUUUGGUGGUUACAACGGAAAGUAUAACAAUGAGGUUUUUGUCAUGAGACCCAAACCAAGAGAUUCAUCACGUCCCAAGAUAUUCCAAUCACCAGCAGCAGCGGCAGCAGCAGCUUCUGUUACUGCUGCAUAUGCCUUAGCCAAGACUGAAAAGUUGGACUUUGAAAAAAUAGAAGAUGAUGUCUCUAAGGGAAGAGAGGCAAGGCAUUCUCAACCAGAUGGCACUUUUGAACUCGAGGCCAUUAGAGAAGCGAAAGCUAAGCUAGAACUGGCACUUUCUGAAGUUGAAGGAGAAAACUCUAAACUUAAACAACAGAUUGAUGAAGUAAACAAUACUCAUGCAGAGCUGUCCAAGGAAUUACAGUCAGUACAAGGUCAACUAAUAGCCGAACGAUCAAGAUGCUUUAAACUGGAGGCACAAAUAGCUGAACUACAAAAUAUGCUAGAAUCGAUGCAAUCCAUUGAGCAUGAGGUCCAACUCCUGAGGGAACAAAAAUCUGCACUGGAGCAACAUAUGGAGGUUGCUUCAACUGUUCAGAGACAAGGUUCUGGCAGUGUGUGGCGGUGGAUCGCGGGGGGUACCAGCAGCUAGUCCUCAGAAGCCAGUUUGAUAAAUUCUGCUCCAGUAAGACGACCACCUUCAAACAGCCAGGAUGUUGUGAAGCUAAGAUCAAUCAUGUUACAUCAAAAAAUUUCGGUAUCGGUUUCUUAAUCUUUGAUUGGCACGUAACAGAGACGACACUUGAUGUGCUCGAUUUGCAACAGAUUACACGACUUCGCCCCAAUGGAUACAAAAGAUGAAGUUGUAGUGCUCUGGAAACACUACAGAUAGUUGGACUCUAUUCAUUUUUCAGCAUUUGUUCUUAUACUCAUUCUUUGGAUUGCCUUCUCUGAUUGUUUUGGUCUUCUUCUAUCAUUGACCAAUUACUUCAUUCAAAUGUGGGAGCGUUCUCCAUUUUGGGUAUCUGUGUGAAACUUCUCUUAUGUACAGUAAAUAGUAUUUAAAUGUUUUCAAGCUAAGAUAGAAAUUUACACAAA
Molecule: messenger RNA, 2215 nt
Organism: Momordica charantia (bitter melon)
Lineage: Eukaryota; Viridiplantae; Streptophyta; Magnoliopsida; Cucurbitales; Cucurbitaceae
Product: Galactose oxidase/kelch repeat superfamily protein
Molecular function (GO): protein binding
Source: RefSeq, a predicted model, not a curated record